AUGGCCUACCUCCACGCCAGGAAUGUGGUGCACGCCGAUCUCAAGUGCCAGAACGUGCUGCUGACCAGCGCGCCCUGGGCCCCCUGGGGCGUCAGCGCCAAGAUCUCAGACUUUGGCCUGUCCAAGGCCCUGGGCCUGAACCAGACCCACGUGACCACCCACAGCAUGGGCACGGUCACGCACAUGCCCCCAGAGCUCUUCAAGACCGGCCGCAUGAGCCCCGCCGGCGACGUGUACGCCUUUGGUGUCCUGGCCUGGGAAGUCCUGACGGGCCGCGGUGCGUUCCACGGCCUGCACUAUGCGGAGGUGAUUGAGCAGGUGGCGCUGCGCGGGGCGCGGCCCCCCAUCCCCCCCGGCCUGCCCCCAGAGCUGUCCGCCCUCAUGCAGAGCUGCUGGCAGGCAGACCCUGCCAAGAGGCCGGGCUUCGACGCGCUGGUGUCCUGCUUCGAGCUGCUGAUACGAGGCUGCGGCCUGGACCCCACGCCCGCCGGCGGCGACGCGGACGGCAGCAGCAGCGGCGUUGGCAGCUUGAGCCGGGGCCUCGGGCGGGGCCGCCGGCGCAGCAGCGACGGCCGCAGCAGCGCCGGCGGCGCGGGCGCCCACAGCGGGUCAACGUCUGUGUUCGGUGGCGAGUCGGCGCGCGAGGGCAGCGGCGCGCACGCGUCGGCGGAGGGACAGGCGCCCGCGGCGUCCCUUGGGCACGUGUCUGGGUCGACAGACGGCCAGCCUGCGGCGCGGCAGCACCGCCGCAGCCCUUCCGAUCCGUCUGGCGGCCUGGGGCGCUCUCCUGUGCAUCAGCACCAGCAGCACAAGCCAGCAGCAGCCGCGCUGCUACCGCCGCCGCCGCCGCGGCUAGGGAACCCCGCGAUGCAGCUGCAGGUGCAUCGGCUAAUCGGCGGCGGCACAGCCGCGCGCUCGCCGCCGCGUCGGGCGCCGCAAGUCCCGGCGCUCGACGUGGCCGGCGGGCCGCCAGCGGCGGCGGCGGUGAGGGCGGCGCCGGCGCCUGCAGGAGCGCAGUCGGGGCCCCCGGGGGCUGCUGCGAACCCUCAGAGGGAGCUGCUAGAGCAGAACGCUUUCAUUCAGGACCUUUGA
Molecule: messenger RNA, 1092 nt
Organism: Monoraphidium neglectum
Lineage: Eukaryota; Viridiplantae; Chlorophyta; Chlorophyceae; Sphaeropleales; Selenastraceae
Exons: 6
Coding region: 1-1092 (363 amino acids)
Biological process (GO): signal transduction; protein phosphorylation
Cellular component (GO): cytoplasm
Molecular function (GO): ATP binding; protein kinase activity
Source: RefSeq, a predicted model, not a curated record